Molecule: messenger RNA, 3627 nt
Organism: Solanum tuberosum (potato)
Lineage: Eukaryota; Viridiplantae; Streptophyta; Magnoliopsida; Solanales; Solanaceae
Product: protein DEFECTIVE IN EXINE FORMATION 1
Exons: 13
Coding region: 227-3208 (993 amino acids)
Molecular function (GO): protein binding
Source: RefSeq, a predicted model, not a curated record
UGAAGAAGCAUUUUGACUAUUUUAGCUCUGCAACUUCCCUGAUUUCAGCUCCAAAAUUCUUCACUCUUCAUUCUUCAAUCUCUCGUAAAUCCUCUGGAAAAAACCCCUAAUUGUUAGGGUUUUAGUAAAACUCUUCAAAUUCUCGUCAAAAUUCACUUCAUUGUUUCAUUUUUGAAGUUUCAGCGAAUCAAAAUUGCGAAAGUUGUGAUUCAAAUCGACGAUCUAGAUGAAAACUAGGGUUUUUUUACUCUGUUUUCUCAUCCUUUCGUCGAAUUUCUCUCAUUUGCAAUCGGAGGAAACGAAGACUAACAAAUUCCGAGAACGAGAAGCUACAGAUGAUUCCAGUGCUUAUCCAAAUAUAGAUGAGGAUGAAUUGCUGAAUACACAAUGCCCCCAGCAUUUGGAGCUAAGAUGGCAGACAGAAGUUAGUUCUAGUGUGUAUGCCUCGCCCUUGAUAGCUGACAUUAACAGUGAUGGGAAGCUUGAGGUUGUAGUUCCCUCGUUUGUUCAUUACUUGGAAGUUCUGGAAGGUUCUGAUGGAGAUAAACUGCCAGGAUGGCCAGCUUUUCAUCAAUCUACCAUUCAUUCCAGUCCUUUACUGUAUGACAUUGACAAGGAUGGAGUGAGGGAGAUAGGUUUGGCCACCUACAAUGGUGAGGUGCUCUUUUUCAGGGUGUCAGGAUACUUGAUGUCUGAUAAACUUGAGAUUCCUCGGUUGAAGGUAAAAAAGAAUUGGUAUGUGGGUUUGAAUUCAGUCCCUGUGGACCGUUCUCAUCCGGAUGUCCACGAUGACCAACUAAUCCAGGAGCAUCUGAUGGAAUCUGUAGUUCGUCAUAAUGCAUCUAGUCACAGUGGCAACCAUUCAGACUCUAUAGCAUCGGCUGUUCACAAUGAGACACAUUCUGUUCUGGAAGAAGUCCACCAUGAUGCAUCUAGUCACAGUGGCAACCAUAAUGCAUCUAGUCACAGUGGCAACCAUUCAGACUCUAUAGCAUCGGCUGUUCACAAUGAGACACAUUCUGUUCUGGAAGAAGUCCACCAUGAUGCAUCUAGUCACAGUGGCAACCAUAAUGCAUCUAGUCACAGUGGCAACCAUUCAGACUCUAUAGCAUCGGCUGUUCACAAUGAGACACAUUCUGUUCUGGAAGAAGUCCACCAUGAUGCAUCUAGUCACAGUGGCAACCAUAAUGCAUCUAGUCACAGUGGCAACCAUUCAGACUCUAUAGCAUCGGCUGUUCACAAUGAGACACAUUCUGUUCUGGAAGAAGUCCACCAUGAUGCAUCUAGUCACAGUGGCAACCAUAAUGCAUCUAGUCACAGUGGCAACCAUUCAGACUCUACAGCAUCGGCUGUUCACAAUGAGACACAUUCUGUUGUGGAAGAAGUCCACCAUGAUGCAUUUAAUGCUUCAAUAUCUUUGCCAUCAGAAGUUUCACAUGACAACUCUUCUAACAUGGCUAACUUAAACAAUAGUAUUCUGAGUUCUGAAAAUGAGAAAAUUAGGAAUUUGGAAAAUGGAACCAAUACCGGAAGAAGGCUUCUUGAAGAUGACGUGUCAAAAAGAGCUGAGGAAGAUGUUCAAGCUGCAACUGUGGAAAAUGAAGAAGGUCUAGAAGCGGAUGCUGAUUCAUCUUUUGAGUUAUUUCGUGACAGUGAUGAGUUGGCAGAUGAGUAUAAUUACGAUUAUGAUGAUUACGUUGAUGAGCACUCGUGGGAUGAUGAAGAAUUUCAGGAGCCAGAGCAUGAGAAAGUAGAGGAUUAUGUGGAUGUUGAUGCUCAUGUUUUGUGUACGCCUGUCAUAGCAGACAUUGACAAUGAUGGGGUGUCAGAGAUGAUUGUUGCAGUUUCCUAUUUCUUUGACCAUGAGUACUACCAAAAUUCGGAGCAUUUGAAGGAGCUUGGAGACAUUGAAAUUGGAAAAUAUGUAUCUGGUGGUAUUGUUGUUUUUAAUCUAGAUACCAAGCAAGUUAAAUGGACUCUACAGCUGGACCUAAGUACUGACUCAGAGAACUUCCGUCCCUACAUCCACUCUGCCCCUACGGUAGUUGAUUUGGAUGGUGAUGGAAAUUUGGACAUUCUAGUUGGGACCUCUUAUGGAAUGUUUUAUGUCUUGGAUCACAAGGGGAAAGUGAGGGAUAAGUUUCCUCUCGCAAUGGCUGACAUCCAAGGAGCAGUAAUUGCAGCUGAUAUAAAUGAUGAUGGCAAGAUUGAACUAGUUACUACAGAUUCACAUGGCAAUGUUGCUGCAUGGACUGCACAGGGCAAAGAAAUUUGGGAAAAUCAUCUUAAAAGCCUUGUUCCUCAGGGACCUGCCGUUGGUGAUGUGGAUGGGGAUGGCCAUACCGAUAUCGUUGUUCCAACAGUUUCAGGGAAUAUUUAUGUUCUGAGUGGCAAGGAUGGCUCCAUUAUACGCCCAUAUCCUUACAGGACUCAUGGUAGAGUGAUGAAUCAAGUUCUUCUUGUUGACUUGACCAAACAUGGGCAGAAGAAAAAAGGGCUUACAAUCGUUACUACAUCAUUUGAUGGUUACUUGUACCUCAUAGAUGGACCUACAUCAUGUGCUGAUGUUGUAGAUAUUGGUGAAACAUCAUACAGCAUGGUCUUGGCUGACAAUGUUGAUGGUGGAGAUGACCUCGAUCUUAUUGUGACUACCAUGAAUGGCAAUGUCUUCUGUUUCUCGACACCUUCUCCACAUCAUCCCCUCAAGUCAUGGAGAUCACCUAACCAAGGGAGAAAUAAUGCUGCAUAUCGAUUAGAUCGUGAGGGAGUCUAUGUUACUCCAUCAUCAAGAGCUUUCCGUGAUGAAGAAGGCAAAAGCUUUUGGAUUGAAAUAGAAAUUUUUGAUAAAUACAGAUAUCCAUCUGGGUCUCAAGCUCCAUAUAAUGUCACGGUGAGUUUGUUAGUACCUGGCAAUUACCAAGGUGAUAGAACUAUUAAGCAAAAUAAGAUAUUUAAUCAACCUGGAAAACAUCGGCUUAUGCUCCCAACUGUUUCUGUGAGAACUGCUGGUACAGUGUUGGUGGAGAUGGUUGACAAGAAUGGGCUAUAUUUCUCUGAUGAUUUCUCCUUGACAUUCCAUUUUCAUUAUUAUAAGCUGUUAAAAUGGCUUCUCGUUCUUCCUAUGCUGGGGAUGUUUGGUGUGCUUGUCAUUCUUCGUCCGCAGGAGGCCAUGCCAUUACCAUCAUUUACGCGAAACACCAACCUCUGAUGUUGCACAAAUAAAAUACAACACAUCUUCAUCGGGUUAUAGAAAUGAGGCAUCUUCUCCAGCUGGAACUUUGAGCUGACAACGGCCUUUGUGGCCAGCGGGAAUGUUCAGCAAUUCAACUGUGACUAGUACGUUGAACUGUAUAGGAAAAAGGGACAAUUGCUUUUGAUCCUACCUGAAUAUGAAUUGUGAGCAUACAAGUCGGUUUGUGACAUUAUUGUACCCCCUUCCCCAGGUGUAACUUACUUAUAAUUGUUAGACACAUUCGAGUAAACAAUGACUAUUUAUGGAACCACAAGUUUGUUCCAAGGCGGUUAACUUUCAUUUCCCUCAGAAGUUUUGUACUCUUACUUUAGUACUGUAUGAUGACAAUAGAGCUAAGUUCGACCAUCUUAUUGAACCACAUUGUUCUUCUGUCA